Molecule: messenger RNA, 772 nt
Organism: Rhipicephalus microplus (southern cattle tick)
Lineage: Eukaryota; Metazoa; Arthropoda; Arachnida; Ixodida; Ixodidae
Source: RefSeq, a predicted model, not a curated record
GUGUACACGUCAUCUACGGUAUGCUUCGCCCAAGCAUUAUUCUUCUUUGUGUCAUUUUACAGCACUGCAUUGGCGAGAACUCAUCGCAAAGUGAUGCUGUUACUACAGAAAUUGGCGAUGGAGUUGAAGCAAAGGUGUACAUUGUGUAUGACACGGAAGACUAUGCUACGAAAUACACACGUCAAGAAUACCGCAAAAUGGGCGUUGUGUGGUACUUUAUAAAGCUCUUUGAAAAUGUCCAGAGUUACUUCCACUACAGGAAUGUAAAGGUAAUUUUUAGCGUCAUAGGUGUUGAAAUGAACAAAACUAUAUGGGUUGAAACAAACCAUUCUAUAGACACAAAUGCAACAUUGGAGAACUUACAGAAGGCCCUCCCAACGGGCUAUAUCAGACCGAAUAAAACGAUUGUUUACCUUUUCACAAACAAAACACAACCUAACACAGAAGAAACUGACUUGGCCACGUUUGGAACCUUUUGCACCCCCAACGUUAGCGCAGCAAUAGUAGUACAGCCACCAGGAAACACGAGUUACACAUCGACGGUUAAGGCGACGUCGCUCAUAUUCGGAGCGAGUGGCACAGUAAACUUCACAACAGAAGACAUUGACAGAAUGAACAAAACCUUCUCGAACUGUAAGCGAAAAAGGAGGAAAACAACAACUACGGAAACAACUACUCCGCCAACUAGUGUUGUCAUGAUUAAUACUACUAUGAGCUAGUACCGUGAUGCUAGAAUACUUCAUUGAAUAUAUAUUUGAUACUUUGCCGAAAA